Molecule: messenger RNA, 2247 nt
Organism: Penaeus indicus
Lineage: Eukaryota; Metazoa; Arthropoda; Malacostraca; Decapoda; Penaeidae
Exons: 3
Coding region: 95-694 (199 amino acids)
Source: RefSeq, a predicted model, not a curated record
CUAGAACAGCUGUGUUACGGUUUUAAAACGUAGCACUUCUCAGGUGUUAAACGACACACACACACGAGUGUUGAAGUGCCUUACAGUGUCGAAGAUGUUACACCACCCUGACUUAAACUGCCAAACUUGCACUACCAGACUACUCAGCAUAACACUUAUAUUUGGCCCACCAGAUGGUAUGUGUGAGUUGCGUGGAGUUGGCCUUCGAGAAAACGAGGGCUUAUUUGAAACAUCGCUGGUCUACGAGCCGCUAGUCUUGCGAGAUGUAUCGAGAGGCAAGCCAACAUUUUCAAGUAAACCCUAUUCAAGUAAAUUCCAUUCAUCCACUGCUGUUGAUGACGACGACAAGACAUUUUUUAGUAGCACCGAUGACUUACCUCAACCCUUUUGGGCAAUAGAUCUUAAAGGCCAGUACGAGAUUCACACGGUGGAUAUCUUACCGAUAUAUCACGCGACGGGGAGGUUCAACGACAUCGGGGUCUUCAUUGGUACAACUCUCCCGGCUGACGACGUCUACACCGCAUGGACUAUGCUGGCACACUACCAAGGACCUUACAAAAAAGAGGAAGGCCGCAUUAGUUUCACCUGCAGGAGUCUGAUCUCAGGCCGUUAUGUGGCUGUUCAGAGAGUGUCCAUAACGGGUCAGAAGUUGGAGCUCGCCGAUGUCAAGGUGUAUGUCACACCAAAACAUUGAACAAAAAUUGAGAGAACUUGGAAAAGAACUUGGAAAAAGAGCAUGGAACGACUAUGAGCAAUGGGGUGUGUGUUUGAUUUGCUCUGUAGCUGCGUGUAACAUUGUGUACUCUUAGCUACUAAUAUUAAUGUUUUUAUAAUAGUCUACUGAUAGUGUUUGUGUGUCAAGCAUAUGUAUGUAGAUACGCAUACACACAUACACAUGCAUGCGCACACAUAUACACAUACACACACACACACACAUACACACACACACACACACACACACACAUGUAUAUAUAUAUGAAAGGAAAACAGCCACAGUAAGAAAUGUAAUUUCAUUUCGUAUUGUGGCUACUUUUCUUUUAUCUUUGUGUACACGUUACUGUGUUUGUGUUUGUGUCAUAUAUAUAUAUAUGUGUGUGUGUGUGUGUGUGUGUGUUUGUGUGUAUACACAUUCUACACACACACACACACACACACACACACAUGGAAUGUAUAUAUACACACACACACAUAAAUAUAUGUAUACGUUAAUGGUAGCCUAUGGGUUUAACCACACAGGUAUUAUUGGUCCUUAAACAUCCUAAGAAGAUUCUAUAAGAUGUCUGCUGACGCCAGCAUGAUGUUAAGCCAAAAAACAAAGAUUCAUUGCAUUUUCACUCAAUAAAGUCUUUUCAAUUAGUCUAGCCAAUGCAUUAGCAGAGUUACCAGUGACCGUCCUUCUUGAGAUUGUACGAGAUAUGAGAAAUGUGUUAAGUGAAGUUCAAAGGUUUAAGAUGGAAGCAUCGAACCAAAAAGGCAGUGACCGAGUGAGGAUUAUGGAUGAAUAAAUUUAUUUACUCAUUAUUUCGGAAUAUUAUUGCUUAAGGAAGGUAAACGUCGUUUGAAUCUGCAAUCGUGUUGUUGAUCAUGACAUUAAAAAGGCAAGACAAGUAAGACAAGAUCAAAAUUUGUUUAAUGAAAUACGUGAGUAAAUAUUAGAAAGAAAUGUCUGAUAAUAUGUUAUCGAAAACAUGGUUGGAUUUUUUCAGAGAGCAGAUAUGUUUUUAGCUUGCAAAAUUAUGUGUUUAGAUUUUCAUGUUUUUUUUUAUGAGUAGUUUUUAAACUGCCCUAAUGGCUGAUAAUAAAUAAGAUAAGACAUUUUGAAAAUCUGUCCUCCAACAUUGUUUUUUUGAUACUCGUAUUCUUUCUCUUCUGUAAAAUCGUCGUUCAUUAACCCAUUCACGUAUCCGUGCCAUGCCCACUGUGAGUUUACUUGUUUAAUUGCUUUUACACAUAGAUGGCUACACUUGUACUAAAUCACCAAUGAGCCAGAUACGAUUACUGCCUGUCUCGCCCGUUUAUCCGUUUCUUUAAUUUACGAAAAUAUUUUACGUUAUCUUAUUUUGCUAUUACUAAUGUUUAUAGCUUUGUAGGAAUUAUAAUGUUUAUAAUAAAAAUAACACCAUCGAUAGUCAAGUAAAAAAAAAAAACACAUAUUUCCGCCAAUUCAAGGAAAGGUGAAAUCAGGUAAAGCAGAGCAUCUAUGUAUAGAGACAUUAAAAAAAAGAUUAAAAAAAAAUAAAAAAUAAA